AUGAGAUCUAUCAAAUCAGUAGUUGUAGGAGAUGGAGGAGUUGGUAAAACUUGUUUAUUAAUAUCAUAUACAACAAAUACUUUUCCAAAUGAUUAUAUUCCAACAGUAUUUGAUAAUUAUUCAGCAUCAGUAUUAAUAGAUGGAGAACCUAUAAAAUUAGGAUUAUGGGAUACAGCAGGACAAAGUGAAUAUGAUAGAUUAAGACCUUUAAGUUAUCCACAAACUGAAAUAUUUUUAUGUUGUUUUUCUGUUAUAAGUCCUGAUUCAUUUGAUGAUAUAAAAUUAAAAUGGAUUCCUGAAAUAAUGCAUCAUUGCUCAAAAGACAUAUUAAUAUUAUUAAUUGGUACAAAAAUAGAUUUAAGAGAUGAUUAUCAUAUUUUAGAUGAUUUAAAUUCUAAAAAGAUGAAACCAAUAAGUUAUGAUCAAGGUGUAAAAUUAGCAAAAGAUAUUGGUGCAAUAAAAUAUAUGGAAUGUUCUGCAGCCACUCAAGUUGGUGUAAAAGAAAUAUUUGAUUAUGCAAUAAGAGCAGUAUUAGAUCCACCUACUUUAAAUAAUAAAGAAUAUACAGAAAAAUCAACAAGCAAUACCAUAUCCAACAAUAACAACAAUUCUUCUUCAUUCAAUAAACAUUCAAAUGAUCAAUCAAGUUCAAAUCUAAAUAAAAAGAGGAAAAUAAAAAAAGCUAAGAAAUGUACAAUUUUAUAG
Molecule: messenger RNA, 705 nt
Organism: Lodderomyces pseudojiufengensis
Lineage: Eukaryota; Fungi; Ascomycota; Pichiomycetes; Serinales; Debaryomycetaceae
Gene: RAC1
Product: Rho family GTPase
Exons: 1
Coding region: 1-705 (234 amino acids)
Biological process (GO): cortical cytoskeleton organization; actin filament organization; regulation of cell shape
Cellular component (GO): cytoplasmic vesicle; plasma membrane; cell projection
Molecular function (GO): GTPase activity; protein kinase binding; GTP binding
Source: RefSeq, a predicted model, not a curated record